AUUCAGCUUUUCAAAUUAGAAGACAACAGGAUUUUGUAAAAAUCUAGAAACUGAGAGGCAAUGGAAGGAAGAAUUUCGAAUGCGUGGCGGUUGACAGUGAACGAUAAGAAUUUCAUCAAAACUGCUCUGCUUUCUGAAAUUCGAAUCGAUGGCCGAAAGCCCUUCGAAUACCGUAAGAUUUCAAUCAAGUUUGACAGAGGGGAUGGAUCAUCAGAGGUGCAGCUAGGCCAGACUCGUGUUAUGGGCAUUGUUACUGCUCAAUUGGUUCAGCCUUAUAAAGAUCGGCCUAAGGAAGGGACGCUUUCAAUCUUCACAGAAUUUUCUCCAAUGGCUGAUCCUUCGUUUGAGCCAGGUCGUCCUGGAGAAUUGGCUGUGGAGUUGGGACGUAUAAUUGAUCGUGGUCUAAGGGAAAGCAGGGCUGUGGAUACCGAAUCACUGUGUAUUCUAGCUGGCAAGUUUGUGUGGGCUAUUCGGAUUGAUCUCCACAUUCUAGACAAUGGAGGAAACCUUGUUGAUGCCGCUAAUAUUGCUGCUUUGGCUGCUUUGCUGACAUUCCGGAGGCCUGAAUGCUCAUUAGGAGGAGAAGAUGGUCAGGAAGUAAUUGUACAUCCACCCGAGAUAAGGGAGCCUCUUCCUUUGACAGUGCAUCAUCUUCCAAUUGCAAUAACCUUCGGAUUUUUUGGUAACGAGGGCAUCUUGCUAAUAGAUCCAACUCACAAUGAGGAAGCUGUUAUGGGCGGAAGAAUGACUAUGACAGUUAAUGCAAAUGGUGAUAUUUGUGCAAUUCAAAAAGGCGGUGGAGAAGGUGUCCCUCAAAGAGUUAUCAUGAAAUGCUUGCAACUUGCUACAUCGAAGGCUGCGAGUAUAACAAAGCAAAUAAAAGACGCAGUUGAAGCAUUCACAGAAAGAGCAUUAAGAAAGAUCAAGCGCCACCCUACAUCUACUGAUGUUGAUGUUAAAGAGAAACAAAACCAGUAGUAACCUGGUCACCAUCUAAGCAAGUAUUACGAAGAAUCAAGGGAAAACUUAUAGAUGCAGCCAUUGAAGAUCCUAAUUAAUUACUUCUCUCGUGUAAUUUUACUGUUUUAAUAUUCAGAUCUUAAGAUUUUUCCGCA
Hibiscus syriacus is the source of this 1115-nucleotide messenger RNA. RefSeq names its product exosome complex component RRP45B-like. Gene Ontology annotation, biological process: U5 snRNA 3'-end processing; nuclear polyadenylation-dependent rRNA catabolic process; TRAMP-dependent tRNA surveillance pathway. Gene Ontology annotation, cellular component: nuclear exosome (RNase complex); cytoplasmic exosome (RNase complex). Lineage: Eukaryota; Viridiplantae; Streptophyta; Magnoliopsida; Malvales; Malvaceae. Bases 61 to 978 code for a protein of 305 amino acids. The record is from RefSeq and is a predicted model, not a curated record. The transcript has 8 exons.